Molecule: messenger RNA, 6307 nt
Organism: Trichogramma pretiosum
Lineage: Eukaryota; Metazoa; Arthropoda; Insecta; Hymenoptera; Trichogrammatidae
Gene: Nup98-96
Product: nuclear pore complex protein Nup98-Nup96
Exons: 2
Coding region: 228-5735 (1835 amino acids)
Biological process (GO): RNA export from nucleus; post-transcriptional tethering of RNA polymerase II gene DNA at nuclear periphery; protein import into nucleus
Cellular component (GO): nuclear pore; nuclear pore cytoplasmic filaments
Molecular function (GO): structural constituent of nuclear pore
Source: RefSeq, a predicted model, not a curated record
UCCAGUUCCUUACUUGCUACGCAUCAGAUCAGCCUUAUAACCUAAACAUCACUGGGCUGAAGUGUUAGACAGUGUAUGUGGUGUUGAAAAGACCGUUGUCGUUCUAAAUUGAAUUUGAGUGGAAUAUUAAAAUUUUUAUCUAAAAAAGCAGACAUUUUUGUUGAAUCCGCUUUAUUCGAGCGGAUUCUAGAUUCAAUAACUGAAAGUGUCAAGCUGUAAGAAUCAAAAUGUUUGGACAGGCAGGCAAUUCAUCGUUUGGCUUUAAUGCUACACCCACAGCACCAGCCAAUCCAUUUGGUCAAUCUGCUUUUGGAAAAUCUAAUCCCGCUCCAACAUUUGGAACGAAUACUGCUCCAGUUUUUGGAAGCAACACAUCAUUGUUUAAUCAAAAACCUGCAAGUGCCCCUACAGGUGGACUUUUUGGAAGUACAACCACUACACCAAAUUUUGGAACUAGCACUUCUACUCAAUCUACAUUUGGAGGUUUUGGUAGCGCAAACACAACAGCACCUUUAUUCGGAUCUCAGCAAAAUGCUAGUACCAAUUUGUUUGGAUCUACCACAGCUGCUCCAGCUUUUGGCCAAGCUCAAAAGACGACUAGUUUUGGAUUUGGCCAGACUCAAUCAACAGGUUUGUUUGGGCAAACUCAGCAAACAGCUCAAGCUACACCUUUUGGACAAACAGCUGCUGCUCCAACUACUGGAUUAUUUGGAGCCAAUACAAGUUUUGGAGCUGCUAGUACUAGUAAUAUGAGCAAUAUGACAGGAACAGUUGUUAAAUUUAAUCCUGUAACUGGCAGUGAUUCGAUGGUGAAAAACGGCACUACUCAAACCAUUUCUACAAGACAUCACUGCAUUACUUGCAUGAAAGAAUAUGAGAAUAAAUCCUUGGAAGAAUUGCGAUUGGAGGAUUAUGCUGCUGGAAGGAAAGGAGGUGGACAAGGGAUGCAGCCAGGCUCAAUGUUUGGUGGUGCUGCUCAAACAUCACCAUUUGGAGCAGCAGUUAGUACUGCUUCUACUGGGUUUGGUGGAAUGUCUAAUGCAUUUAGCAGCACAGCUCAACAAAACAAUACAAGUCUUUUUUCUAAACCUAUGACUUCAUUUGGUGCACCAGCGGCUACGACAUCUAGUACUUUUGCUUUUAAUCCCACCACUUCUUCUUCUUUAUUUAAUACUCAAGCUAAACCAUUUGGAACUGCAGCUGGAACUUCUCUCUUUGGUGAUAAUAAUCAAGCUGCAACAACUACAAAUGCUUUCGGUGCUAUCGGCACUCAAAGUACAGCAUUUCCAAGUUUUUCUAAUACUCAACAAAAUCAAAGUAUUGGUUUAUUUUCACAAAAUAAACCAGCUUUCAAUACACCGGCAACAUCAACAACAAGUUUUGGUUUUGGACAAACUCCUACAGCAAAUACUUCUGGUGGCUUGUUUGCUAAACCAUUGGGUACAACUGGAUUUGGUACGACAGGUUUUGGCACUACCAAUAACAAUUUCCAAGUUGGAAAUACAGGCUUUGGAACAAAUCAAAAUAAUUCUUCACUCUUCAACAAUUCAUUCAAACCAGCUGGACAAACUACUGGUUUUUCAUUUGGUAAUACAUCAACAGCACCUACAACAGGAUUAGGUGCUACAAGUGCACCGUUAUUCAAUGCCACAACUAAACCAAGUCUGUUUAGUAACACUGGGGGAUUGUCAAGUUUCAGUACACCUGGCCUUGGAACUCUUGGAUCAUUUGGAUCAAAUACUAACGCCGCUCCAAUGGCUAAUUCAAAUUUAUUUGGAAAUAGCGUUACCAAUGCCAAUGUGCAGUCUGCUACGGGUACAGUACCUGUACAUCAGCGUAUUUUAGCAUUAGUUUCAACACCAUUUGGUGAUUCCCCACUUUUGAAAAAUUUGCUCCCUGCAUCAGGUAAAAGUGAGCGAUUUUUAACUCAGCCACCUACAAAUACAAGUACUCCUCCAAAACCAGGCUCGCUUGCAGCAUAUUACAAAAUUAAUACAGGCAAUAAUGAAAAUAAACCUAAACUUAAAGUAGUAACGUCUACAGCAUCUACCAAGAAACAAUUCUUUGAAGGAUUAGAAGAAGAGGAUCCAAUGCUUGAAGCAUUCCAGCCCAGACCGAAUUCCAAAAGAUUGAUUUUACGUCCAAAACCACAAAAUUUUGAUGAUACAGCUAAUAAUUCUAAUAAUGCUAAUAAAUUAACUACAACAGACAAUGAGCCGUGCAACUUAAGCUUAACUGAUGCUGCAAUAUCACCAGCAUUGGAUAAAGAGAACGAUAUGCAGGAUAAUCCAGCUUCUGGUAGACGUUUAUCUACAUCUUGGUUGAAAUCUCUUCCCCGAAAAUCAUUCGUUCCAGAUGAUCAAAUUCAAGAGGCUUCUUUUUCAGUCACAUGCGAAUCACCAAGGAAUACUGGUGAGUUAGAAAAUACUGUCACAGAACUGAGAGCACCAACGUCAUCUAAAUCUGAUGCCGAUGUAUUAAACGACUCUAAUAGAAGCGACAAACAAUCAGAUGCCCUUAAAGAUAAAAGUGUGCUAGAACUAACGCGUGAUGAUAGUCGAGCUCUGUCAGACUUGGAAGAGGCUACAAUGAGUCACCAGCUGGAUACUCCAAACAAAGCCAAAGUCAAAUUGCAACGUUACGGUUAUUAUACAAUUCCAGCUCUGGAUCAAUUGUAUAAGUACGUAAGUGGAGAAACGUGCAUCGUGCCUAAUUUUACAAUUGGUCGAAAAGGCUAUGGCAACGUUUACUUCGCCGAUUCGUUCGACGUUUACGGUUUGAAUUUGGACGAGAUCGUUCACUUUAGACACAAAGAAGUUAUCAUUUAUCCCGACGACGACGUGAAACCUCCAGUUGGACAAGGUUUGAAUCGUAAGGCUCAAGUAACGUUAGAACGAGUAUGGCCACACGAUAAAUCGACUCAUGAACCGAUUACUGAUCCCCAACGUCUACAAGAUAUGGACUAUGAAGGUCGAUUGCGGCGAGUAUCGGCGAAGCAUGAUACCCGGUUUUUGGAGUACCGGCCCGAGACCGGUUCUUGGGUCUUCAAAGUUGAUCAUUUUUCGAAGUACGGUCUAAGCGAUUCUGACGAUGAAGAUGCCGAUCCUAAAGCUGUAAGUAAAGCCAACCUUAUUAAUAAACUCAAGCAGCCUCUUGCUCAACACCAGCAGCAACAUCAGCAGCAAAAACCUUAUGAAGUUGGAAAAAAUUUAUCAGAUCAAUAUUCUGUUCAAGAUAUGCAGUUUGCACAGUCUGUAGAGCACCUGACGUCCCUCGGUAAUAAAUUCAUGACAACUUACAAUUUGCAAAGCAACGAUAGCGCGAAUAAAAUGGAGGAAAGCAACAACUUGACAUACUGUAGUCCGAGUACCAUCAAUGCUUGUCUGGCUGGCACUGAACCUCAUACUCUGCAGCUCAUGAAAGCUAGCUUUUUUGAUAUGGCUGAUGACUUUAUUGAAGAUGCGCUUUACGAAUCGAAACAACAGAUCAGUCAGAAUUUCAGAACAAAGCUAUCCUCUGCUAUUGAUGUUCAACCAUCGGAUCAGCGGGAAAGUAAUCUUCACAGCUUCAUAGAGUCAAAGAAGAUAGCCCAAUUAAAAAGUAAAGUCAUGCCAGGUAAUGAUAAAGUACCUUUGUUAACUCCUAAGAUAAAAGUGUCCAAGGCUUUAGUAAAUCCUACUCUGCAACCUAAAGUAGCCAUGAUGAAAUUUCGAUCUGCUGCCAAGCUUUUUAAUUCUUCCAUUGUCAGCAACUAUGAUUACAAAAGGAUGAUUGAAGGCUAUAUUCCAAGAAUGAAAAUAGCACGGUCAAGUUGGGGGCCUCAAUCAAAUCUUUUAACCGCUGCUUCAACUAAAUACUUGCAAAUGGGAUCUAAUAUUCCAAUGAAAAAUGCUGUAUUUAUGAACGAAGUGCAAAUGACUAAUGCUAUUUGCGGCGAUAGCGUAGAAUUAGAUCAGUUACAAAUUUUCAAGGUAAGCAUCGAAGAUCAUUUGAAGAUUCAUUUGAAAUAUUCAACUAUUGAAGAUCAUCCAAUAUGCCCAAUGUCCAAGGGAAUGAAUUAUGAAUCUAGCUUGGAGGCUCUAAAGGAUCAUAAAAAUAGUUCUUUGAAGAUAAUCAAUGAAUUACCAGAAGAUUUUUUGCUACAGUAUAGUAGCAAUAUUUGGAGACUUUGCGAGACCCUGUGGGGUAGAAUCGAAGAUUCAAAAACUCGGGAGGACGAAACAAGCCAUGAAAUGAUCAUUCAGCGAAAAGAAGCACUUGGAGAGUGGCUGAAGCUUGUCUCGGCCGACACCGUGAAAAAGGAAAUCGCUUUGAUUGAAUCGAGCGAAGAAAUAGUUUACUCCUUGUUGAGCACAUGCAACUUAGAAAAAGCUUGCAAUAAAGCUAUGUCUGUCGGAGAUCAUUGUCUUGCCCUUUUGAUAUCGCAGAUGGGUGGAGCUGACACAGUUGGUAAAUUACUGAAGCAGCAAAUCAACCUUUGGCAGCAGACUGAGUGCGACAAAAAUAUCUCAACUUACAGAUUGAGGUUGUUUAUGUUGAUCGCAGGUAUUCCAACAUUAACAGUAGAUGAUCAAAGCAUCAGUGUGUGUGAUAAUUUGGACUGGAAGCGUGCAUUCGCUAUUCACUUGUGGUUCCUGUCGUCACCUACAGCUUCCAUUACCGAUGUUUUGACACUUUUUGAAGAAUCAUUCUCAGAUUCGGCCAUGAACAACUACUCUGCUAGUCCGUUACCCGAUUAUCAGAAAGAUUUCGAGACAAGCAAUGGCAAAGUCAUUUACGACUUGUGUUUCCACUUGUUGAAGCUCUACAGUUCCAGAAACUAUCCCUUAGAACCUUUAGUAAAUCCUCAAACGUUUACACAAGAUCCUUUAGAUUACAGAUUAACUUGGCUGCUGCAACAAGUUUUGAUGGCUAUUGGAUACACUCACCUGUCGGAGCAUGUAGUGGUUCAAACUCAUUCGAAUUUUGCUGCUCAACUGGAAGCUUAUGAUCUUUGGCAUUGGUCUAUUUUCGUCAACAUGCACGUCAAAGAUCCUCAUAAGAGAUUCAAGAUUAUUUUCGAUCUGCUGCUUCGUCACGUUCAGUUAAAUGCAGAUACCGAUUACAUGAAGCGCGAAGAAUUUCUGUUGGAAAAUUUAAAGAUUCCUGCUGAGUGGAUAAACAAAGCUAAGGCUAUAAAAGCUUCUUCAAUGAAGAGAUGGGGUGAAGCUGCUUACUAUUACAUCAAAGCUCAGGACUGGAACGAAGCUCACGUAAUCAUAAUGCAGCAUCUUGCUACAAUCGCUAUUAUAAACGAAGAUCAUGUCUACUUGCGAUCGUUAUUAAAUCUGCUCACACCUUCUCAUUGUCACAAUACCAUCAGUGGUUGGACGUAUCAAGGACAGCUUUUGUGGGAUUAUUUAACUGUUACGGACGAGAUUAAAAAUCUCUUGAACUCCCAGGAUCACUCAGAUAUCGCUUACAAACUUGAAAAGCUGCGACCGAAGAUCAGCUCAUUCUGCACGAAAAUUUGCAAUUUUCCCUGCCCAACUUUAAAGCACAGACUGUGCCAAGCUGAAAUGGCGAAAAGAACGUUGCAGCUUGUCCGAGGCUUGAUUAUACUGCAAUCAGACAAUCGAAAUUCUGACAGUUUACUGGUCGACUUGAUAUCGCAGUUACCUCUUCCGGAAGAUUAUGUUCAGCAAGAGUUACGACCCAUAGUUAACAUUUGUAUUAAUGAUAUUGUUUUACAUUAAUUAUGUAUAGUGUUAUUUUGCUCAAUUUUGUCUGUCAAUGGUUAGGACGAUGACAUCUACUGAAGAUGCUUAAAUUAUACUUGUACUUUAGGAAAAAAUUAAAAAAGUUGUCGCUGACAUUAAUUAUUUGAAUAAUAAUAUAUUUUUAAAAAAAGUAAUAAAGCUUCGUACAUCCAUUUAUUUGUAUAUGAAGGAAGUAAAAACAAAAAAAAUAAUGCAAGCUUUGAGUCAGCAUAUAAGAAAGCUACAGGAAACCCGGAAUCCAGCCUAGAAUUCGAAUUUUUAAACAAAUUUUCAAAAACCUCUACUGAAUAUUUCUCUAGAAAGCUGUAUGACAACCUUUAUUCGAUGUUAUUAAGGUUCCCAUAGAGCUUUUUAGAGUAUUUUAGUAGAUUUUUAGUAGAAGUUUUUGGGCGCUUGUUUGAACGUUUGAAUUUUGAGGCUGGGUUUUGGAUCCUUUCUACGAUUAAGCAUAUGUGUAAAUAGUAUCUUAUUAUUAAUUAUUUAUUUGUAUCUUGUAAAAAGGCAAUUUUAAGCCUGUUGAAUUUUUUUAAUAAAGAAAAUAAACUUCA